AUGCUGCUGCUGCUCCUGCUGGUGGUUGGCAGCUGCGCCACAGCCGCGUCUGCGCAGAACGCCAGCUUCCCCGAUGACUUCCUGUUCGCCGUCUCCACCGCCGCCUAUCAGAUAGAGGGCGCCUGGGACGCCGACGGCAAGGGGGAAAACAUCUGGGACCGGAUGACUCACGAGCACCCAGACUACGUGGAUGACGGAUCUAACGGCGAUGUGGCCUGCGAUUCUUAUCACAAGUACGAAGAGGACGUGGAGAUGAUCAAGUCCCUAGGGGUUGACAUUUACCGUUUCUCCAUUUCCUGGGCACGGGUACUCCCCUUGGGUGACGUCAGUCAAGUCAACCCAUUGGGCGUGGAAUACUACAACAAACUAAUCGACCUGCUGAUUGCCAAUGGAAUUGAGCCUAUGGUGACCAUGUAUCACUACGACCUGCCGCAGUACCUGCAGGACAUCGGAGGCUGGCCUAACCCAGUUCUGGCGGACUAUUUCCGGGAGUACGCUCGCUUCCUCUUUGAUACGUAUGGAGACAGGGUAAAGUGGUGGCUGACGUUUAACGAGCCGACCUCGAUCUGCAUGGGCUACGGCCAGUACCGCAUGAAGGCGCCGGCGGUGAACGCACACGGCUUUGGGGACUACCAGGCGGCACACACCAUGCUCCGAGCCCACGCCAUGGCGUACCGCGUCUACGACCAGCAGUACCGGCCUACCCAGGGAGGGCAACUCAGUAUUACGCUCAACUCAAACUUCUACCAGCCGGCCACCAAUUCAUCAGAAGACAUCGAGGCUGCUGAAAGGGCCUUGCAGUUUAAUCUCGGCUGGUUUGCUCAUCCAAUUUACACCUCAGACGGCGACUACCCAGCGGUCAUGAAGGAGCGGAUCUACAAUAACAGCAUCAAGGACGGCAUCUGGAUCUCUCGGCUACCUCAGUUCACGGCGCAAGAGAUCGCUGACCUCAAGGGCUCGGCGGACUACUUCUCGCUGAACCACUACACGACAAACCUGGCAGAGGACGGCGAGCAAGCUGACCAGUACCCUUCGCACGAGUGGGACACCGGCGUGGUCACCUCGUUUGACCCGAGCUGGCCCAGCUCCUCCUACAACAUCAUGAAGGUUGUGCCCUGGGGCUUUCGCGGCCUUCUGAAGUGGGUCGCCAACGAGUACGAUACUAAAAUGGGAAUAUUCAUCACCGAGAACGGAUUUGCAGACACAGGAGAAAUCAACGAUACCGGUCGUCAAAAUUAUUACACGUCGUACUUGAGGGAGAUGCUGAACGCCAUGUACCUCGAUGGUGUCAACGUCAUUGGUUACACAGCGUGGAGUCUUCUAGACAACUACGAAUGGAUGAGAGGAUACACGUUGAAAUUUGGCCUGUAUCACGUGGAUUUCAACGACCCCAACAGGACCCGGACGCCGAAGGCCUCUGCCGCCAUGUUCAGGGAGAUAGUUGCAACGCACACACUUCCUGACAGCGGAGCUGCGAUGACUUCGAGUCAUUUUGCGUAGAAAAUGUAGUAACCAGUAGCCUGCCGAUAUUCUUACUAAACUAUAUGAUCAGUUUCGAGCGACACUUUCAUUUCGAAGAAAUCAGCGCAUUUACUGCGAGUCAUUCAACUCGAUCGGGGCAAGAUUGAGUACUAAAACGUCAUUAACUCGGAGGUAUACAAAUUUGGAAGUCGACACUGACAACAUGGUGAACUAAUAGAAAAUAAUGGAAUAUCACUUAGACUGGUAUGACUUUGUUAUGUACGAAUUCGUUUUCAGAAAUUCACCGACUGCUUUUCCUUGUGACAUGA
Molecule: messenger RNA, 1790 nt
Organism: Schistocerca serialis cubense
Lineage: Eukaryota; Metazoa; Arthropoda; Insecta; Orthoptera; Acrididae
Product: myrosinase 1-like
Exons: 11
Coding region: 1-1500 (499 amino acids)
Biological process (GO): carbohydrate metabolic process
Molecular function (GO): beta-glucosidase activity
Source: RefSeq, a predicted model, not a curated record